Messenger RNA from Cooperia oncophora, 375 nucleotides. Lineage: Eukaryota; Metazoa; Nematoda; Chromadorea; Rhabditida; Trichostrongylidae. The record is from the annotation of a GenBank genome assembly.
UUGCGAACUUACUCAGAGUUUCAGGGAGAAAAAACACUCAAAGAUCAUCUACCAACGCUCGUCUAUCACAACAGUUCAGCGCCUGCACCCAUUGGAUACACUGCGAAGUGUAUCAUAGAUCCUAAAAAAGUUUUUCUGAUGUGGGUACAUCAUGUGGAAAUAUAUUUCCCUGGCUACGGUGGACAUGAAGUCCCUAUAAAUGAAGGGAUAAUCAGGCACUACCGAGACAUCAUGUCAGGCGAUUGGUACAAGCAUUAUUUACCAGACGUGGAAAAAUUUGGACCGUUCAAGAUGACCGUGUAUCCCCCGUCACUUAUGGAACCACUGUAUCGAAAUGUGAAGAGGAAACUCAAUUUAGCAUACAUUAAUAAUUAA